Molecule: messenger RNA, 456 nt
Organism: Talaromyces amestolkiae
Lineage: Eukaryota; Fungi; Ascomycota; Eurotiomycetes; Eurotiales; Trichocomaceae
Exons: 1
Coding region: 1-456 (151 amino acids)
Biological process (GO): quinate catabolic process
Molecular function (GO): 3-dehydroquinate dehydratase activity
Source: RefSeq, a predicted model, not a curated record
AUGCCGUCAAUCCUUGUCAUCAACGGACCAAACAUCAACCUUCUCGGAACACGAGAACCUCAUUUGUAUGGAACGGCUACAUUAGCAGACGUUAUAAACAACUGCUCGAGAAUAGCGACAGAGAAUGAGACCGAUUUUGAUGCCCUGCAAUCCAAUCACGAGGGGAUUAUCAUUGAUCGAAUACAUGAAGCGCGUGGAAAGGUCGAUUACAUUAUCAUCAAUGCUGGCGCUUUCACGCAUACAAGCGUUGCUAUCCGCGAUGCGCUUGCUGGCGUGUCAAUUCCUUUCAUUGAAGUACACAUAAGUAACGUGUACGCACGUGAAUCUUUCCGCCAUCGCGGCUAUCUUUCAGAUAAGGCAGUUGCUUGUAUUGUUGGUUUGGGUAUAUACGGCUACGAUGCUGCGAUGCACUUUGCAAUCCGAAAGAUAAAUGAGAAGUCAAAGGAGCAGGCAUAA